This is a messenger RNA of Nasonia vitripennis (jewel wasp), 1565 nucleotides long. RefSeq names its product protein SON. Gene Ontology annotation, biological process: regulation of mRNA splicing, via spliceosome; regulation of cell cycle. Bases 240 to 1295 code for a protein of 351 amino acids. The record is from RefSeq and is a predicted model, not a curated record. The transcript has 9 exons. Lineage: Eukaryota; Metazoa; Arthropoda; Insecta; Hymenoptera; Pteromalidae. Gene Ontology annotation, molecular function: RNA binding.
AUAAUAAACAGAACGCCCGGUGGGCUCACUCGUUUCGCGGGUAUUCGAGAUUCUCUGACGUCGAGUCGUGACGAUUACAACCUAACCUUAAAGACAAAAUAAAAUAGAUGAUCCAGUACUGCAGGUGUAUUUGUAUAAUUGAGGUGUUGCAUUCGCGUAUAUGGGCAUCCUAUAUGUAUUUUUAGAUUACCUCAAAACCUUAAUGUCAAAUUGCCAACCGAAAGCAUAAAAAAUCGAUCAUGAACUGCAUUCAGCAGUUCCAUAAUAAAAGAGAAAAAACUACCAAUCAGUUGCCUUUGCAGUUUCCAGUUUCUAGUGGGCAACAACAUAGAAAAAAUGAAAGCAAAGAUCUUUACAGUAAUUUUGUUGAGUCAACAACACCGUAUCAAACCAUCUCUCAAAGUUCAGCAAAUACACAGUACCAAACAAAUAUACCAUAUCAAGCUGGGGAUCAGUAUCAAGCAAAUGUGCAGUAUGAAGCAAAUGCACAGUAUCAAGCCAAUUCACAGUAUCAAGCAGUUCCUUCAGGUCCAGGGGUUAUGGAGUAUCAAACAAUCUCAAAAGAUCAACAUCAAUCAAUCUUUUCAGUUAAUCAAACAGUGGAUGUUAAUGCUCUAGUGCAGCAAAGGUGGGCUGCUAUGAAAAAACUGUAUGAAAAUCCUAACAGCGUAGAGGCUAUGAACGAAAUGUACGAAGCACAGUCUAAAAUGCAAUCAUGGUUAAAAAAUAAACAGGUACCAGGUCAGUUUACUGGUAGCACUGGAGCAAAAGUACUUACAGCAGAUGAACUUAGUUCAGGAUACCAAGCUUGGGCACAUCAGGAUCAACUUUUGACAGCACAGCCAGUCACAGGGGGUAUGGGAAUGGCUUUACUUCUAAAAAUGGGUUGGAAACCUGGAGAAGGCUUAGGAAAACACAAAAAAGGUACUAUAGAGCCACUCAGUUUUAGAAUAAAACUUGACAAGAGUGGGUUGGCAUCUAACGAAGACGUUAUAGCUUCAAUGCAAAAACUUUCAAAAGUAUCAAACCCUUCUGUACCUAAUAAAGCCAACUCCAAUACAUUGCAAGGCAAACAUCCAGUUUCCCUUUUGGGAGAAUAUUGCUCUAAACGUAAAUAUGGAGCACCAAGAUAUCAAGAAUUUUGUGAAUGUGGACCAGAUAAAAAAAAAUCAUACCUUUUCAUGGUGGUAGUAAAUGGAAUUACAUAUAAGCCAGCAGUUGCAAACCCCAAUAAGAAAUUGGCCAAAGUAGAAGCUGCACAGCUUUGUUUGCAAUCGUUAGGAGUAUUACCAUAAUAAGAUCGUGAACUUUUUCUAUAUAGAAUUUAAUAAUGAUGCUGCAAGAAUAAACAGUUAACUUUUUACUUUCUCAUAGAGUAUUAAAUUGUUAAUUAUUAGUCAUUGCUUUUAUGCGUUAUGUACAUAAUUGUAAAUAUUUAAUUAUAAUAAACUCGCCAUUCUCGUUAACUUUAUAUGUAUAUAUCUAUAGAUAGUGAAUAUCAAUUUAAAGAUCGUAUUAAUUUAUUGUGAAAAAAAUGAACCAAAUAUAUAGUGGAUUUAUACAUA